This is a messenger RNA of Purpureocillium takamizusanense, 1650 nucleotides long. RefSeq lists its product as uncharacterized. Gene Ontology annotation, molecular function: phosphoprotein phosphatase activity. The record is from RefSeq and is a predicted model, not a curated record. The transcript has 3 exons. NCBI's taxonomy places the organism in Eukaryota, Fungi, Ascomycota, Sordariomycetes, Hypocreales, Ophiocordycipitaceae. The coding region runs from base 59 to 1291 and encodes 410 amino acids.
AUAACGACUACCCAUCUUAAAACAGGCUCAUCUCGAAGCAGCGGCCUGAAAGCCAUUGAUGCAGCUCGGGGGACUGGUUACCUUCAUAAAGAGCCUAUCGGCAAAGUUGAUGCCAAGGAAGCAGCGACCCCAGCAGCGAAAGCCACCGCCGACUCUGCCCUCAGCGAACACCAACGUCUCUUCUCGCGACCGUCCAAACGGCCAUGGACUGGUUCCCAGCCUCAGGCCGCCGUCAGUCAUGAAUUACCCUUCAAGCGGGGCGCGUUUGCCGCCGUUUCCUGCGAACACGCCAAGGACCUCCCACGCAUCCGCGCAGGCCAGCCUCAACUGGCGUAGCCAUCCCACGCAACAACCUCAGCACCAAGCCGCCCGGCAGCCUGGAAUCCCCGGGCUGACACUCCUCGAGCCCAUGGCGCAUGGACAGCGGCCCCCGGGCCCCCCCAGCGGUCCAGCCGUGUAUGAGCUACCCAAGAGCCUCAUCAAGCGCAAACCCAAGGCGGCGAACCACGCCGGCACGACGAGCCCAAAUUCUGCCGCCGCUCAAGCCAGCAACACCGGUCAGGACGAUUCGCGCGACCCUCGUGUCGCGCCCAGCCUUUCUUCUGGCGGCAUCCCCGACCCAACGCCACUCUACCUCGCGCAGGCCCUCGGCCCGCAUUCGACCCUGCCUAUGCCGCGACGCAUCCUCGUCAUCCUCGAUCUCAACGGCACGCUACUCCACCGCCCGAUGCGCCGCCAACCCACCAAGUUCGUAGAGCGGCCCCACGCCCGAACCUUUCUCGCCUACUGUCUCGACACCUUCUACCUCGCCGUCUGGUCCUCGGCACGCCCACAAAACGUCGCCCGCAUGCUGGACCAGCUUCUCACUAACGAACAGCGCCGCCGCUGCGUCGUCAUUUGGGGCCGUGAUCGCUUCGGCCUCUCCGCCAGCGACUACAACACCCGCGUUCAGUGCUACAAGCGCCUCACUACCCUGUGGGACGACGCAAAGGUGCAGGCGUCACAUCCGCUUGCCGCAACGGGAGGACGCUGGGACCAAUCUAACACCGUCCUCGUCGAUGACUCUCUCGAAAAAGGCCGCAGCGAGCCCCAUAACAUCCUCACAAUCCCCGAGUUCACUGGAAUCCAGAGUGAUCGGGUCGAUGUCCUCCCGCAGGUCCACGACUAUCUCAACCUGCUCAGCUUCCAGGCAGACAUCAGUCGGUACAUGCGCGAGACUCCCUUCAAUCUGGACCCGAACUACCAACUCCCGUCUUCGCCAACUGACGAGGCCGGACUCGAAAUGACCUAGUCUCUGUUUCUGCCAUUCUUGACUACGGGCCGCUUUGGCUCGGCCAUUUACACUUUUUUCAUGAUACCCAGUCUAGUCACAACGCGAGCAUUCUCGAUUCGCCGAGUUCGGUUCCCGUAUAGCUCAGGUGCUGGCUCGUCAGGCCGGCGACGUCUUGGUAUACCUCAGGUACAAAGCCAUUCAUCACCGUCGCCGGAAAGAUCAUGCAUGAGGUCCCGUGAACAGUUGAGCAACGUUGACAAAGUAAAUUAAUUUUCAUCUGACGACCUAGCCCUUACUUGAAGACCUUGCCGCAAGCGUGGGCGUACUCCUUGCCCUUGACAACGACAGGCUUCUCCCACGACCACAUGUUCUCGAGG